Oncorhynchus keta (chum salmon) is the source of this 765-nucleotide messenger RNA. RefSeq names its product small ubiquitin-related modifier 1. The coding region runs from base 151 to 456 and encodes 101 amino acids. NCBI's taxonomy places the organism in Eukaryota, Metazoa, Chordata, Actinopteri, Salmoniformes, Salmonidae. Gene Ontology annotation, cellular component: nucleus; PML body. The transcript has 5 exons. Gene Ontology annotation, molecular function: protein tag activity; ubiquitin-like protein ligase binding. The record is from RefSeq and is a predicted model, not a curated record. Gene Ontology annotation, biological process: protein sumoylation.
AGAUCCUCCUCUUCCUGACGUCGUCGCGUAGCUACCGUUCUGGGAGGCGGAAGGGGGGGUGGUUAUUUGAAGAAAAGCGAAGAGAUUGUUGUCAACAACACGGGUUUCUACACUACCCUGGCUAAUUUUACAACAACAAAAAAUAACAAGAUGUCAGAUACAGACACGAAACCUUCAGGUCAGGAUGGAGGAGACCAAAAGGAUGGAGAGUACAUCAAACUGAAAGUGGUGGGUCAGGACAACAGUGAAAUUCACUUCAAAGUGAAAAUGACGACCCAUCUGAAGAAGCUGAAGGAAUCUUAUAGCCAGAGACAGGGUGUUCAUAUGAGUACCUUACGGUUUCUAUUUGAGGGACAAAGAAUCUCAGACAACCACACUCCAAAAGAGCUGGGGAUGGAAGACGAAGACGUCAUCGAGGUCUAUCAGGAACAGACCGGAGGACUUCGGAAUAAUUAGUCUUCCUGGAUUUAACUGUUUUGUUGUUGAUGAUGAUAACAUUGUAUUUUAUAUUUGUACAAAAUUACUGAGUUUGAGUUAGUUUGGCUUUGUGUUCCUCUCAGUGGUAGAGAUCAGAGAGGAGAGAAUAACUGUCUGGUACAUCUCCCGCUCUCUAAUCGUCACCUGGUCUGUUUGUGCUGUUUUGAAAACUCUUAUGAAGGCGUUACAAUGACUGUAGGAGCUGGCAAGACGGCACAAACAGGGUCUGAAUGCAUAUAUCAGAGUAGGAGUGCUGAUCGGAGAUCAGUUUUGGGUAUUUACAUUUUU